Messenger RNA from Cavia porcellus (domestic guinea pig), 1906 nucleotides. RefSeq names its product dnaJ homolog subfamily A member 2-like. The record is from RefSeq and is a predicted model, not a curated record. Gene Ontology annotation, cellular component: cytosol; cytoplasm. Gene Ontology annotation, biological process: response to heat; protein refolding. Lineage: Eukaryota; Metazoa; Chordata; Mammalia; Rodentia; Caviidae. Gene Ontology annotation, molecular function: Hsp70 protein binding; ATP binding.
AUGGACAAAGAAGCAGGCCUGCGCCACCGCCGCUCGUGGCCCGGCUCAGCUCGCAAUGCACCGCCACCAUCCUCUCCGAGCGCUGCCUCGCAGGCCGCCACGGUGAAGCUGUACGACAUCCUGGGUGUCCCGCCCGGCGCCAGCGAGAACGAGCUGAAGAAGGCAUACAGAAAGUUAGCCAAGGAGUAUCAUCCUGAUAAGAAUCCAAAUGCUGGAGACAAAUUUAAAGAAAUAAGUUUUGCAUAUGAAGUAUUGCCAAAUCCAGAGAAGCGCGAGUUAUGUGACAGAUAUGGAGAACAAGGUCUUCGGGAAGGUAGCGGUGGAGGUGGCGGCAUGGAUGAUAUUUUCUCUCACAUUUUUGGUGGAGGAUUAUUUGGCUUUAUGGGCAAUCAGAGUAGAAGUCGAAACGGCAGGAGAAGAGGCGAAGACAUGAUGCAUCCACUCAAAGUAUCCUUAGAAGCUCUGUAUAAUGGCAAAAACAAACUACAAGUUAGCAAGAAUGUACUCUGUAGUGCAUGCAGUGGUCAAGGUGGAAAAUCUGGAGCUGUCCAGAAAUGUAGUGCUUGCCGAGGUCGAGGGGCUCGCGUCAUGAUCAGACAACUGGCUCCAGGAAUGGUGCAACAGAUGCAGGCUGUGUGCUCUGACUGUAAUGGAGAAGGAGAGGUAAUUAAUGAAAAGGACCGCUGUAAAAAAUGUGAAGGGAAGAAGGUGAUUAAAGAAGCCAAGAUUCUUGAAGUUCAUGUAGACAAAGGCAUGAAACAUGGACAGAGAAUUACAUUCACUGGGGAGGCAGACCAGGCCCCAGGAGUGGAGCCAGGAGACAUUGUUCUUUUGCUGCAGGAGAAAGAACAUGAGGUGUUCCAGAGAGAUGGGAAUGAUUUGCACAUGACUUACAAGAUAGGACUUGUUGAAGCUCUGUGUGGAUUUCAGUUCACAUUUAAGCAGCUUGAUGGCCGUCAGAUUGUGCUGAAAUACCCUCCUGGCAAAGUAAUCGAACCAGGAUGUGUUCGUGUAGUCCGAGGUGAAGGAAUGCCUCAGUAUCGUAAUCCUUUUGAAAAAGGUGAUCUGUACAUAAAGUUUGAUGUGCAGUUUCCUGAAAACAACUGGAUCAACCCAGAUAAGCUUUCUGAGUUAGAAGAUCUUCUGCCAUCUAGACCAGAGGUUCCUAACAUAAUUGGAGAAACCGAGGAGGUAGAGCUUCAAGAGUUUGACAGCACUCGAGGCUCUGGAGGUGGUCAGAGGCGGGAAGCCUAUAAUGAUAGCUCUGAUAAAGAGAGCAGCAGCCAUCACGGGCCUGGGGUGCAGUGUGCCCACCAGUAAACUCUGCAGGCAAAUUGCACCGGUGGAUUUUCUUUCCAUGUUUGCCUGAUUUGUUCUCAGCAAUCCAGCUGGAGUGUGAUCGAUCCAGAUGAACUGAUGGACAUCUGUUGGUCUCUGUGUAACUUUUAAAAUUGGUAUAGUAUCUUACAGAGUGUAUAAUUUAAACUAACCACAAAGCUUUAUAUCUUCAUUUUGACCUUUCUGUAGCAGAAUAAAGCACUCGAAAGGAAACAAGACUCCCUUUCACAUCUGGGUUCUAAGUUUCAGUCCUGGUAUCUGUGCUUGGUUUUUAUCAGUUUCAUGCAGAUUUUAUGUUUAUUUUAAAUUCAGACCCCACAUUGUAAAGUUUGUACAAUUUACCCUGAAGCUUUGUGUUUGGCUGCACCUGCAUAAGCUGCUACAAAUAGAAUAAAGAAUCUCAUAGCCUGUAUCUAUCAUUUAGAUGCAUGGAAAAAUGGGCUUUGCACACAAUGGGUUUGGAGCUGAGUGGGAACAAUUGAAAAAUUACAUUAGCAAUGGUUGUAAAGUUGUUUUUUUUUUAACCAUCUUGUGAAAAUUGUCUGAAACUCGAUAAUAAAAAGCAGUU